GGCAAGAGAAGGAAAAGGAGAGGGAGAGGGAGUAAGUGAGACGGACUGAGCGAGAAGCAAUCAGAAGGCUCUGACUGACCUCGCUCUAAGUUACCUCUUCAGUUGCUGACUACUGGCUAUAACAGAGAUCCUUGUGACAAGAGGCAGAGAAGGAGACGUUAAUAAGAACACAGAAGACGAGUAACACCACAGACAGGGGGAUUUCAUCACACUGUACUGCUGAAAUCCAGCUAUUGGCAGAAGAACAAUGUCAGGUCGACGGGGAGUUAAAACGAAGAAAUCUGCUCUUCCCGGAGUGAACAUCACACAGUUUGUGGACACUAUUCCUAAAGGGUGCAGCACCCCUGAUUUUGAGCGGAAACCAAUUACCUUAACGUUACAGGAAGGUAAAAAUGCAAUUUUCAGAGCUGUGGUCAAGGGGGAUCCCAGACCGGAGAUACUGUGGCAACGGAGUACUGGGAAAAUCGAUGACCAUGAGAGAUAUCGGGUCUCUUCUGUUCCUGGCACAAAUGAAUAUACCCUGCAAAUAAGCAACAUUACUGCAAAUGAUGCUGAUGUGUACCGUUUUACUGCUGUGAAUGAGUAUGGGGAAGCCACUUGCAGUGCAGGUCUUAAGAUCAUACAGGUUGGUUUCAAGAAAAAACCAAAGGAUAUCGCUGUUGCACCACAGACAGACCUGAAGAAAGAAAUAAAGCACUUCAGAAAAGCGUUAAAGAAAACCACACCCGCAGCUGCUCCAAAGAAGGAAAUUGACAUGGAACAGAUCUGGCAGCUGCUGCUGGAUGCAGACAGGAAAGAUUAUGAAAAGAUCUGCUUGAAAUAUGGCAUUGUUGACUUCCGCGGGAUGCUCAGGAAACUUCAAGAGAUGAAGGAGGAGCAGGAGACCAAGCAGGCUGAGUAUGUGCACAGUAUUGCAAACUUGAAGCAUGUCAAAAUCAAUGAACAACAAGCAAAUGCUUCAAUUGAUCUGGAGAUGGAACUGAAAAAUCCACAAAGCAGAAUUUAUCUGUACAAGGAUGGUGAGAUGAUCAAUUUUGGACUGAAUGAUGACAACAUAAAGCAUUGCUUACGGCAGGUGGGCAAAAAGUACAAUUUUGUCAUCAAUGAUCUGCAACCAGAAGAUGCUGGAGUCUAUCAGAUCAAAGUAGAAGAUGUAGAUAUCUUCUCUACUGAGCUGGAAGCAGAAAACAUCCCAAUAUAUUUUCGCUUUCCACUUGGUGAUGUGAGAUGCCAUGAGCAAGGAAAUGCUGUCUUACAGUGCACCCUCUAUGAUCCCUGCUUCAAUGCUGUGUGGCUGCACAAAAACAAUCGUCUAGAGCCAAAUGAGAAGUAUGAGAUCUCGGUCUCAAAUGAUGGCCUAAUGCACCGCCUAGUCAUCAAAAAUGCCCAGCCUCCUGACAAAGGGACUUACACCAUUGACAUUGGAAGGCGUACCUCAAGUGCCUGGCUUGAGGUUGAAUGUGAGUGCAAGGACAGUGUGUCAGAUGGAGCAGGUGGUGCUGGGGGCAUUGGUGGAAUUUAUGAGAAGGAGGGCAUGUUCGAUAGUGGGGGUGGACCAGGUGGUGCUGUGGGACUAGGUGGAAUUUAUGGCAAAGAUGGUGUGCAGAUUAGAGCUGGUGGUGCUGGAAUCUAUGGCAAGGAUGGGAUGCCAGGUGGUACUGGUGUUGCUGGAUAUGGUGGUUCUGGAGAAGCAGGUGGUCUUUAUGGCAAAGAUGGCAUGCUAGGUGGUACUGGUAGUGCUGGUGUACCUGGGGGAAUAGGUGGACUUUAUGACAAAAGAGGCAAACCAUUUGGAUCAGGAACUGGACCUGACAGUAAUGAGGGAGCAGGUAGUCUGUAUGGCACUGAUGGAAUGCUAGGUGUUGCUGGGGGAGCUGGACUCUAUGGCAAAGAUGGUAUGCCAGUUGGAGCAGGCAGUAGUGUACCUGGUGGUGCUGGCAGAGCAGAUGGCUUCUAUGGCAGGGAUGAUAUUCUAGGAGGUGCUGGGGGAUCUGGUGGUGCUAGAGGAGUAGGUGGGAAGGGUGGCAUACCAGUUGGAACAGGUGUUGGUGGAGCUGGUGCUUCUGGAGUAAUAGGUGGUCCUUAUGGCAAGGAUGGCAUGCUGGGUGGGGCUGGUGGUGCUGGAGGCUUAGAGGGACUAUGUGAUAAGGAUGGCAAGCCUGGCACAGCUGGCCUUGGUGGAAAUGGCCAUGCUGGAGGUUUAGGGGGGCUUUAUGGCAAAGAUGGCAUGGUAGAUAGUUCUGACAGACCUGGUGGAACUGUGGGAAUAGGUCAGCUUUAUGACAAAGAUGGUUUGCCUGUUGGAGCUGGUGGAGUAGCUAGAAUCUAUGACAAGAAUAGCAUGAUAACUGGAGUAGGCCCUGGUGGAGCUGGUGAUGCUGGAGGAGCAGGUGGUUUCUAUGGCAAGGAUGGCAUGCUGGUUAGUAGUGGUGGAGCUGGUGGACCUGGAGGAAUAGGUGGAUUCUAUGGCAUGGCAGUUGGAACAGAUGCUAGUGGACUUGGUGGUGGUAGAGCUAUAGGGAGCCUGUAUGGCAAGGAUGGCAGUCUGAUUGGUGCUGGUGGACCUGGUGCUCUAGGUGGUGCUGGUGGACCUCAUGGAGCUGGAGGAGAAGGAGGACGCUACGGCAAGGAUGGCAUGCCAGUUGGAUCAGGAACUGGUAGGCCUGGCAAUGCUGUAGGAGCAGAGAGUCUCUAUGGCAAAGAUGGCAUGCCACUUAAAGGAGGUAUUAGUGCACUUAGUGGUGCUGGAGGAACAGGGGUUCUCUAUGGUAAGGAUGGUGAGAUGGGAAGUGCUGGUAGUCUCCAUGGCAAAGAUCAUGUGCUAGGUGGUACCAGUGGUGUUGCUGGGCACAUUGGUGGACUUUAUGGCAUUGAUGGCAGUGGUGGUCCUGUGGGAUCUGGUGGACCCUAUGGGAAAGAUGGUACAUUAGGUGGAGGUAGUGGUGCUGAGAAACUAGCUGGACUCUAUGGUAAGGAUGGCAUGCCAUACGGAACUGGUACGGCUGAACAUUAUGGUAGUGGAGGAAGAGGUGGCCUCCAUGGCAAAAGUGGCAUGGGUGAUGCUGGUGAGCAUCCUGGUUCUGGAGGGCUAGGUAGACAUUAUGGCAAGGAUAGUACACCAGCUGGAGCAGGCACUGGAGGAGUAGGUGGACUCUAUGGCCAAGAUGGCAUGCCAGUUGAAAUAGGCACUAGUGGACUUGCUGGUGCUGGAGGUAAAGGUGGACUUUAUGGCAAGGAUGGUAUGCCAGCUGGAGCAGGCACUGGAGGAGUAGGUGGACUCUAUGGCCAAGAUGGCAUGCCAUUUGGAAUAGGCACCGGUGGACCUGAUGGUGCUGGAGGUAAAGGUGGACUUUAUGGCAAGGAUGGUAUGCCAGCUGGAGCAGGCCCUGCUGGCCCUGGUGGUGUUGGGGGGGUAGCUGGGCUCUACGGUCCAGAUGGCAUACCAGUUGGCACUGGAGGGCUUGCUGGUGCUGGAGGUAAAGGUGAACUUCAUGGCCAGGAUGGUAUGCCAGCUGGAGCAGGCCCUGCUGGCCCUGGUGGUGUUGGGGGAGUAGCUGGGCUCUACAGUCCAGAUGGCAUGCCACUUGGCACUGGAGGGCUUGCUGGUGCUGGAGGUAAAGGUGAACUUCAUGGCCAGGAUGGUAUGCCAGCUGGAGCAGGCCCUGCUGGCCCUGGUGGUGUUGGGGGAGUAGCUGGGCUCUACAGUCCAGAUGGCAUGCCACUUGGCACUGGAGGGCUUGCUGGUGCUGGAGGUAAAGGUGAACUUCAUGGCCAGGAUGGUAUGCCAGCUGGAGCAGGCCCUGCUGGCCCUGGUGGUAUUGGAGGCGUAGCUGGACUCUAUGGUCCAGAUGGCAUACCAGUUGGAAUAGGCACUAGAGGGCUUGCUGGUGCUGGAGGUAAAGGUGGACUUUAUGGCAAGGAUGGUAUGCCAGCUGGAGCAGGACUUGCUGGCCCUGGUGGCAUUGGAGGAGUACGUGGACUCUAUGGCCAAGAUGGCAUGCCAUUUGGAAUAGGCACCGGUGGACCUGAUGGUGCUGGAAGUAAAAGUGGACUUUAUGGCAAGGAUGGUGUGCCAGCUGGAGCAGGCCCUGCUGGCCCUGGUGGUGUUGGGGGAGGAGCUGGGCUCUACAGUCCAGAUGGCAUGCCACUUGGCACUGGAGGGCUUGCUGGUGCUGGAGGUAAAGGUGAACUUCAUGGCCAGGAUGGUAUGCCAGCUGGAGCAGGCCCUGCUGGCCCUGGUGGUAUUGGAGGUGUAGCUGGACUCUAUGGUCCAGAUGGCAUACCAGUUGGAAUAGGCACUAGAGGGCUUGCUGGUGCUGGAGGUAAAGGUGGACUUUAUGGCAAGGAUGGUAUGCCAGCUGGAGCAGGCACUGGAGGAGUAGGUGGACUCUAUGGCCAAGAUGGCAUGCCUGUUGGAAUAGGCACUGGUGGACUUGCUGGUGCUGGAGGUAAAGGUGGACUUUAUGGCAAGGAUGGUAUGUUAGCUGGAGCAGGCCCUGCUGGUCCUGGUGGCAUUGGGGGAGUAAGUGGACUUUAUGGUCCAGAUGGCAUGCCAGUUGGAACAGGCACUGCUGGACAUAGUGGUGCUCUAGGAGAAGGUAGCCUCUUUGACAAGGCUGGCAUUCAAGGUGGUGCUGGUGGGUCUGGUGGUAGGGGAGGUGGACUCUGUGGCCAAGAUGGCUUUCCAAUUGGAACCAGCACUCAUGGAUUUGGCACUGCUGGAAGGGGUGGCCUCUAUGGCCAGGAUGGAAUGCCAGGUGUUGUUGGAACUCAAGGUGCUGGAAGAGCUGGUGGCCUUCAUGGCAAGGCUGGAUAUCUGGGUAGUCCUGGUGGGCCUGAUGAUGCUGGAGGAGUAGCUGCACUUUAUGGCAAGGAUGGAGUGCUAGGUGGAGCUGUUGGUGCUGGAGGAGCAGGUGGUCUCUAUGGUAAGGAUGGAAUCUUGGAUGGGGCUAGUGGGGCUAGGAGUGCUGGGGGAGUUGGUGGCCUGCAUGGCAAAGAUGGGAUGCCAAUUGUAUCUGGUAUUGGUGGAGAAGGGGACCUGCACGGCAGGAGUGGUUUGCCAGGUGGAGAAGGCAGAAUUGGGCGCGGCGGUAUUGUAGACCAUGCUGGACUUUAUGGUAAAGAUGGUAGGGCUGAUGGAAUUGGUGCUGGCGGUUUUGGGCUCAAUGAAGGAGGAGGACUGGGGAAUAUCUUUGGUAAGGAAGGUAGACUAGGUGGGAUUGGGAUUGGUUUAGGAGCUGGAGAUAUUGAUGGAUCACUGCUUGAGAAAAUGUCAGGCAUUCCUGGCGAAGAGUUCCUUGCUUAUGGACAGUCUUCCGGCUUUUAUGGUGCUGGAUCUCAUCCUGGUGACAGAAGACAAAAACUGUCUGACUUAGAUGCCAGUGGACGUAUUUCAGCUGAUGUUUCGAGAAGCAGGGACAGAAAAGGAAGAAUUCUGCUGGAAGAGGAUGCAAGAGAACCACAUUGCCGUUUCACUCAAGGCUUAUUUGACAUCCAUGCUCACAAAGGAAAAGCAGCUGUCUUGUCGUGCAGACUUAACAAUGAUCAGAUUGAAGGAAACUGGUUUAAAGAUGGGCUCAAGAUAACAGGCUUAGAUGGAGUGUCCAUUGAGAAGGAGGGUCCAGUCCAUAAACUGAUAAUUGAUGAAGUACAAGAAAAGCAUGCUGGCAAAUACAAAUUUGAAGCUGAAGACAUCCGAACAGAAGCAUCCAUUUUUGUUGAAGAUCCUCCAAGUAUUGACUCUGCACUUCUGAAUAAACUGAAGAAUGAACCUAUAGUAGUUAAGGCAGGAAAAAGCACCAUAGUUAAGAUCCCAUUUGAAGGCCGGAAGCCAAUCAGAGCAACUUGGCUUAAAGAUGAUGGGGAACUUCUGGAUGAUGCCAGGAUCAGCACUGACUAUUCAGAUGACUACACCCGGCUCACCAUAUCCAGCACCAACAGGAAGGAUUCUGGAGAUUAUAAAGUUAAGCUGAAGAAUGAGAGUGGAACCACUGAAGCCACUCUCAAGCUGAUAGUGAUAGAUAAGCCGCAACCACCAACAGGACCUAUAGUAGUUGUGGACAGCUCCACAAGUGGUAUAACUAUUCAGUGGAAGCCCCCAAAAGAUGAUGGUGGCAAACCAAUCAAGAGUUAUGUCAUUGAGAGGCAGCAAGUUGGCAGAAAAACCUGGCUGACACUGGGAGAAACCGAUGGAAACACCACAGUUUUCACCACCAACAAAGUAGAGCAGGAUAAGAGCUAUUACUUCAGGGUUAGAGCAGUGAAUGCCGAAGGUACCAGCGAAGUACUUGAAUCUGACGAGGUGAUGGCUGCUGCCAAAGUUUUUCCUGGCCCUCCUGCUCCUCCUAAAAUCAUCAGCGCCAGCAAGGGCACCGUCUCACUCUCAUGGGCAGCACCCCAUAAAACAGGCAACUCACGAAUUUUGGGAUACACCGUUGAGAAAUGCAAGAAGGGCAGCAAUACUUGGGCACCGGUCACUGACGUGCCCAUAACAGGAAAGAAGUAUACAGUAACUGAUCUGAAGGAGGGGCUGCAAUAUGAAUUCCGUGUUGCUGCCAUUAAUGCUGCAGGAACGGGUGAGGCCAGUGCGCCUUCAGAAGCUGUUUUCGCUCAGGAUCCUAUGAAGCCUCCAGGUCCAGUGAGAGAUCUUAAGGUUGUGAAUACUGACUACAGCAGCAUCUCUUUGUCAUGGCUGAAACCGGAGGCAGAGGAAGAAAGUUUCGCCAAAGGCUAUAUUGUAGAGAUGCGACACUCUGACACUCUGAAGUGGACUCCGUGUAAUGCUGUCCCAAUAACAAUGACUGCAUAUAUAGUCAGAGGAUUGAAAGCCAGGGAGAUGUAUUUCCUUCGUGUAAGAGCAAUCAACGAUGGAGGCUUGGGUGAAGCUGUUGAACUAGACACUUGUGUCCAAGCUGUGCCUCCCUCUGUUGGUCCCAAGGUCUUAGUAAAAGACAGCAUCAAAAGCUUUAUGAUUGUGAAAGCAGGGAAUACCAUUCGUAUACGCAUUCCUUUUGAAGCUUCCCCAUCUCCUGAAGUGUUUUGGCAAAAGGAUGGGAAAGCUCUGCCUGCAAAGGCCACAACGACCACCAGAGAAAGCCUGAGCCAACUCAUCAUACCUGGAGCUGACUUUUCUGACAGUGGCCAUUAUGCCAUUGUCCUCCGAACUGAGACUGGGAAAAAAGAGACUUUUGGCUUCCUGGUCCAAGUUCUAGAUGUCCCAGAAUCCCCUGGGCCUAUAGAGCUUGUUGAAAAGGUCCCUGAUACAGUGACCCUGAUCUGGGAGCCCUCCCCAACGGAGAAGAGAGACAGAACCCUAAACUAUCUGGUUAUGCGACGCGAUUCCUACAAAGGAUCAUGGGAACUGGUGACUGACUUGAUUUACACGAACAAGUGCACUGUUGCAAAUUUUGUCCCAGGCCGAGAAUAUUUUUUUAGAGUUCUGGCAAAAAAUUACAUGGGAAUUAGUGAGCCAUCUGAAACGGUGCAGCCCUGGAUUAUUCAUAGAGAAAGAGGUAAAUAUGAAGUCAGACUUCCAAGAUACAAGGGGAUCAACCACCAUCAACCUCCAAGAUUCCUCGUUCCACUGAAACCACAUGUGGUGAUUUUAGGAUUUGAUUGUCACAUGAGUUGUGCUGUGACUGGAAACCCAGCCCCUAAGGUAACCUGGUACAAAGAUGGCAAAAAUAUCACCAAGGAUCCUGCUUUCUUCAGCAAAAAUGACUUUGGGAUCUGCUCCCUCAUGAUCCCAGGGGUCACGCCUUCUGAUGCAGGCCAAUACAUGGCAAUGGCCGUCAAUGAAUUAGGAGAAGCAAACAGCAAAGCUGAACUCACCAUAAAAGAACCCACUGUUUGGUAGCAUGAGUUGUAGUAUACCAGCUUUGCACAGCCUGCGAUUUGAUGUUUUCCUGUUGGACCGAUGCUGUUACUGAAGGAUGCAUAUUAGCUCUUAUGUCAACAGCUUGAAGACUCUACCUAACACAAGGAAUGUGAUCAAAAUACAGCAGCUGACCUUUUCUACAAUUUCCCACAUCAGGAAAGCUUGCUGAAAAGAUUCAUGCAGUUCUGCCCAGCAAUUUUGCAAAUACAGAAUCCCAUAAUGCUUAUCAUGAAUGAAACAGCAUGGAGAUAACUGUAGAGAGAAAGAAGCUGGAGAUUUAUUGUCAUGUGUGUCACCAAAAAUGAAAGUAGUCCUGUGGGAAAUAAUUAACUGUUUAUGGGACUGCAACUGAGAUUUUUUAAAAAAAGAUGUGUGAUAAAAUCCUUGGAUCUAAACCUGUGAGAUCUGAAUGUUGCACAUAGUGGCACUGUUGGAACAUGUGAUUUAUAGAUGUUAAACAUUUGGGAUCCUUCAGUCAAGAGGAAUAUCCAAACCUAUCGGAGACAUCUCACUAUUUUCAACUAUCACAUGUUUAAUUGCAGAAAUGUUAGAAGCUUAUUGGAGUAGGAGAAUGCCACUCAUGUAAUAUGUAUGAUAUUAAAGACAGAUUCUUGAAUAACAUUUGCCUUAAAUCUGAAGUAAAAAUUUUAAGAUCUAUUUUCCUGAAAUUAUCAUGGUUUUAUCCAAAAGAUCAAGUCAGGAAUAUAUUUUCAGUAUUUUUCAAACAAUGAGUUGCAUCCUGAUUGCAGGCCAAAUGCCUGGAUGAGAUAAGAAUUUACUGACAACAGAAGAUACUUGCUCCAUGCCAUUUUUCACCUGAACUAAGCUAUUAGUUGGCUAUGCUGUUGUUUUUAAAGCAGUCAGCGCCUUUGUAGAUGAUAUCUCAUUUCAGAACAGAAUAAAAAGCAUAGGAAGUGUUUUUUGCAGAGUGGCUGUCCACAACUAUAUAGUUUUUACUGCAAAUAUGCUGCAGUGACAGGCCUAAAUGAUAUUUCUUCAAUAUAUAAAAGAACUGAUAUCAAGCCUCUGUCCGCACUCAGCAUUCAUUAAGAAUGUGUUGACUCCAGAAAUCUUGGAAGUUUCCAGUACAUUUCUGUGGUCAUUUUAGUGGGUUUUAUCAGGGAUCACAAGAAUCCAUACAAGUCAAGUGAAACUGUACUAAAUCGAUGAAGUUUUUAAAUAUGUAUGAAAUGAUUAGAAAUGGAAUGCUUACAAAAUUUAAUGUACUUGAUUUUGCCAAGUUGUUUUAUCAGAUCAUGGGAUGGGGAUAGAAAGAGGGGUGUUUGCGUGCUAAGAUUGCUUGGAAGAGGCCCAUGUUAUCAACAGUUUUUAUGCUUUUGUUUCAUCAUUUUUCUUUCUAUUUCUAUUGCACUUUAUGGGCCAAAGAGAAGAGAAAAUGUACUUUUAACCUGAGUAGGCAAGACCUUCUGUUCUAAAUAAAUUAUCAAUGAGUU
Messenger RNA from Pogona vitticeps (central bearded dragon), 9330 nucleotides. NCBI's taxonomy places the organism in Eukaryota, Metazoa, Chordata, Lepidosauria, Squamata, Agamidae. The record is from RefSeq and is a predicted model, not a curated record.